Molecule: messenger RNA, 1120 nt
Organism: Daldinia decipiens
Lineage: Eukaryota; Fungi; Ascomycota; Sordariomycetes; Xylariales; Hypoxylaceae
Exons: 3
Coding region: 170-1039 (289 amino acids)
Source: RefSeq, a predicted model, not a curated record
GGGGAGGGGAAUCCUGGUCGAUGUCGGCGAUAAUAGAGAUAAUGGUUAAGAAACCACAUUAUAACUCUUAUAGUCCAGUACGAGUAGUUAUUGAGCACUUAGGGUAGCCCGACAAAGCAAUACAUAAUAAGGGUUGUCCAUCUGUAUCAAAAGCUGGACAGAAUUUAUCAUGGUUCAGCGUAUUCCCCGAGAAGCCAACCUACAGGCCUUCAUUAAUGCUGUGGAGAAGGAUGGCUGUGUUAUCGUCGAGGACUUUACCACCCUCGAGGCGCUGGCCGAUGCGCAGGAAGAAGUGCAGCCCUACCUAGAUGCUUCCAUUUCAGCUAGCGGAAGCACAGUUGGGGCGUUGAACGGAGGCACCGCAACAUGCACCCGCCUAAUUGGCAGAAGUAAGACGGCUCGUGAGAAGUUCUUCUCCGAUCCCUUGUACCAGGAACUCGCAGAGCACUUUAUCGGCAUCGAGUCAACGACUUGGUAUGGGGAUGAACCACAAGUUAAUAAGUCUCACCCUCUCCUCUCCAUUUCAAUUACAAUGGAUUCUCGGCCCGGGUGCAAAGCUCAACGUCUACACCGAGACGACAAAAAUCACCACGCGAGACACGCAAAGACCGAUAAGUACACCCAUGGCCGAGAUAUGUUAAUAGGGCUAUUUGUACCAGGCUGCGACACAUCCAAGGCAAACGGCGCAACAAGAAUUGUGCCUGGGUCGCACCUUUGGGGUGAUGAAAAGCCUGAUUUUGGCCCCAAUGGGGAUGCAGGUGUCAUCGACGCCGAAUUGAAAAGAACAGAUGCCUUUAUCAUGCUCGGGAGCCUCUACCAUGGCGCCGGGCACUAUUCGCUGCCGUCCGGGAACCGUACCGUGCAUAUAUUCUUCAUGUGUAGCGGCGUACAUCGUCAAGAGGAAAUUCCCUUCCUUAGCUACCCUAUAGAAGAAUUGAAGACUUACUCACAAUUGGUACGUGAUAGGUUAGGCUGGAAGCAAUCGGAACCAAAUCUUGGAUGGGUCGACUUGAUGUCUCCCGAGUACUUGUUAGCAUAAACUACUACAUGUAGCUAUAUCAGAUAGAGAGCGGUCGUGAGACCCGGUUCGAAAACUAAUAUGAUACAUCAUCAGUACGCU